AUGAAGAGCACUCCGUUGAUCAUCAAUUGGCACGACCAAAACGCCCCCAUCUACUCGGCACAUUUCGAGUUACAUGGAAAGGGUCGACUAGCUACGGGAGGAGGAGACAACAAUGUUCGGAUAUGGAAGGUAGAGGGAGAAGGUGAAGACCGCAAGGUUGACUACCUCUCAACCUUGUCCAAACACACGCAAGCUGUCAAUGUCGUUCGAUGGGCGCCCAAGGGGGAAAUGCUAGCUUCAGCCGGUGACGAUGGCAAUGUCAUCCUUUGGGUGCCAUCAGACACGCACCACCCGACCUUUGGAAACGAAGGGCUGGAGGAUAAGGAAACGUGGCGGACGAAGCACAUGUGUCGAUCGUCGGGUGCUGAAAUAUAUGACCUGGCCUGGUCACCAGAUGCCACCUACUUCAUCAUCGGCAGUAUGGACAAUGUCGCCCGUAUAUACAAUGCUGGAACGGGCAAUUUGGUGCGCCAGAUUGCAGAACACAGCCACUACGUCCAAGGCGUUGCCUGGGACCCUCUGAACGAGUACAUUGCCACACAGUCGUCGGAUCGUUCUGUGCACAUCUACUCGCUGAAGACCAAAGAUGGCCAGUACACGUUGACCAGCCACGAUGAGAAGACGACCAAAGUGGCCAGCCAUGCCAAAAUGGACCUUCCUCCGCGGCGUAUCUCGUCAAGUAGCCCAGCCCCCAUGGAGACGGGCCUCGGUGGAUAUCGAGCUCAGCUUGCAGCCGCUGCCGCCGACACACCCAUCGCCUCCAUUGGCUCGCCUGUGCCAUCGGCACCUGGCACUCCUCUAUCUGUGCCGCUGCCCAUGAAUCCGCCUAGCGCCGUCAGUCACAGCAGACGUUCGUCGUUCUCGUCACGCAGAUCUGUCUCCCCUGCACCGUCAUUGCCGUUACCCGCAGUAAUGCCCAUGGAGCCGUCGCCGAAGCCGAGCUACAGUCUGGGUUCAAAGAAUGCCAGUCUGUAUGCCAACGAGACUUUGACCUCCUUCUUCAGACGACUGACUUUCACGCCUGAUGGUAGCCUGCUAUUGACCCCUGCUGGACAAUACCAAAUGACGCAUCCGGCCGAUGGGCAGAAGUCUACAUCUGAGGUCAUCAACACUGUCUACAUUUACACCCGCGGUGGUAUCAACAGACCUCCCAUGGCACAUCUGCCGGGACACAAGAAGCCUUCGGUUGCCGUGAAGUGUUCCCCUGUUAUCUAUACGCUCAGGAGCAAGCCUCCUGUGACAAAGCACAUCACUAUAGACACGUCGUCUGACGAGGAUCCCAUUCCUGAACUUCCUGAGCCCAUUUCCAAACCCUCGCCGCUUCCUUCAGUCAUGGACCCACCACCGCCGCCAACCUCUGCCGCAUCUGAGUCUGAAAAGGUUACCACCCCCUCCAAGGUUUCAGACGCGAACGUGGAAACGAAUGCCAGUACCCCUGGGCCAAAACAAGCAUUCGCACUGCCAUAUCGGGUGGUGUACGCGGUGGCCACGCAGGACUCGGUUCUUCUUUACGAUACACAACAAUGUACUCCCAUCUGUGUUGUCAGUAAUUUGCAUCUGGCAACCUUCACUGAUUUGGCUUGGUCAAGCGAUGGUACGACCUUGUUAAUAUCAUCUUCGGAUGGGUUUUGCUCCACCCUAUCCUUUACGCAAGGUGAACUAGGUCAAGUCUACACUGGCGAGCUGCUGCCGUCUAAGACGCCAGCAUGGGCUGGCGCCGGAGUUUCCUCCAACCAGCUCACCCCGACCCCAACGCCGACGUCUGUUUUUGCGCCUCCAUCCCCUUUUCACGGCCCGGUGCAUCAACACAGAAACUCGGCAGGCUCCUUUGCGGCGCCAUCGCCCCCUCCUACCGCCUCGUUUGUCAGUAUGAGACCCUCAUCACCGGCUCGGUCGAAUAGUACUUCUUCGAUAGCCACACAGGCCUCGACAGCGGCCAUGACCAACCCGCCCUUGAUUGGAGGCAGUAUACCCAGUCUCGCAGCUGCCAACUCUGGUAAGGUGGUUGGUGUGCCCAUUAGCACUCCUCCUGAAACCCCCAGAAGCGGCAACAACUACGUUUCUACGGCUGGCGUAAAGAGGGAUGCUAGUGAAAGCGAGAAGGACGAGGGUGCAAGCAGUGCGCCAUCAAAGAAGAGACGCAUCGCGCCAACGCCGGUCACCGAAGCGCAGCCAUAA
Molecule: messenger RNA, 2178 nt
Organism: Pseudomassariella vexata
Lineage: Eukaryota; Fungi; Ascomycota; Sordariomycetes; Amphisphaeriales; Pseudomassariaceae
Product: WD40-repeat-containing domain protein
Exons: 4
Coding region: 1-2178 (725 amino acids)
Biological process (GO): DNA replication-dependent chromatin assembly; nucleosome assembly
Cellular component (GO): CAF-1 complex; nucleus
Molecular function (GO): protein binding
Source: RefSeq, a predicted model, not a curated record